AUGGAGGAUCAAAAGCAGACGAGUUUCACUUUUGAGAUAGAUAACUUCUCUGAGAAGGAUGCUGCGAUAUCAUCACCAACUUUCUCAACCGGCCGUUUCCAAUGGUUUGUUAGGGUUCAUCCCAAAGGAGAUGAUGUUGACGAUCACUUGUCUCUGUACCUCCGCGUUGCGAAUCCUGAAUCAUUGCCACUUGGAUGGAAAAGACGAGCUAGUAUCUCCUUUGCUCUGUUGAAUCAAUCAGGCAAAGAGAUCUUCAGAAAAGAUGAAUCGACGUCGUACCAAUUGUUCUGCGCUCAGUUAUCAGGAUGGGGUUGGGCAAAUGCAGUGCCUCUUAAAAAGCUUCAAGAAGAAGGGUUUCUAGAGAAGAACAAACUGAGAGUUAAAGUGGAAGUAAAAGUAGUUGAAGUUGUUGAUGAAGAAGAUGCCACUGGUAAUGAGAUGUUCCAACACAGAGGUUUCCACGUUCUGUAUUCUCAGGCUCGUAUAGUUACUAUGCUUUUCUUCAAACACCCUGACAUUGCAGUGAAUGUCAGAUCAAAGAACCAAUUGGUGAAGACAACAUACAUGAAUCUCCUCCUUGGUCUUAUAGAGACACUGGAAAAGCCUACACAUAGCAUCACCGACAGUGAGCUAAGCAACGCUCACAGCGAGUUGAUCGAGCUCACAGACGUAGCGGGAUUCAAGCUAGACUGGCUAAAGACAAAGCUUAAUGAGGUUUCCUUGGAGAGGAAGAAAUCAUAUGGUGAUGAUACUGAAGUCCAAGAACUCGAGGAACACAUCAAGAAUCUCAACGUUGAACUGGACAAGGAGAAGGUCAAGUCUACUACUUCUGCUGCUAAAGUUCUGUCUUUGGAGCAGACAGUGUCGUAUCUUACAAAUCAAAUGUCAGGUCUUAAAGAUGAUGUGUCGGAUCUCAAAUAUGAGGUGUCGGAUCUUAGAGAUGAGCUCAACAAGGAGAAGACCAGUUCUGAUACUUCCGCUGCUGAAGUUUGGUCGUUGGAGAAGACAGUCUCGGAUCUUAAAGAUGAGGUGUCGGAUCUUAGAGAUGAGCUGAACAAGGAGAAGACCAGAUCUGAUACUUUUUCUGCUGAAGUUUGGUCGUUGGAGCAGACGGUCUCGGAUCUUAAAGAUGAGGUGUCGGAUCUUAAAGAUGCGCUGAACAAGGAGGAGGCCAAAUCUGUGUUGUCAUUGGAACACACGGUGUUGAGUCUUAGAGAUGAGCUAAAGAAGGAGGAGACCAAAUCUGAUACUUGUGCUGCUAAAGUUUUGUCGUUGGAGCAGACGGUGUCGGAUCUUAAAGAUGAGCUGAACAAGGAGGAGGCCAAAUCUGAUAUUUGUGCUGCUAAAUAUUUGUCGUUGGAGCAGACGGUGUCAAAUCUUAAAGAUGAGCUGAACAAGGAGAAGGGAAAAUCUGAUACUUCAACUGCUAAAGUUUUGUCAUUGGAACAGACGGUGUUGAGUCUCAGAGAUGAGCUAAAGAAGGAGAAUGGUGUUGUUUCCUCUUGGGAAGUGUUGGAUUACGCAUGA
Molecule: messenger RNA, 1527 nt
Organism: Microthlaspi erraticum
Lineage: Eukaryota; Viridiplantae; Streptophyta; Magnoliopsida; Brassicales; Brassicaceae
Source: the annotation of a GenBank genome assembly